This is a messenger RNA of Rhinolophus ferrumequinum (greater horseshoe bat), 318 nucleotides long. It is a transcript of the gene WFDC13, whose product is annotated as WAP four-disulfide core domain 13. The record is from RefSeq and is a predicted model, not a curated record. The transcript has 3 exons. The coding region runs from base 1 to 318 and encodes 105 amino acids. NCBI's taxonomy places the organism in Eukaryota, Metazoa, Chordata, Mammalia, Chiroptera, Rhinolophidae.
AUGAAGCCAGUGCUGUUUCUGCACUACCUGCUGUUGACUUGCCUAGCACCCCAACUGGUGCCUGGAAGCCCCCAGGAAUAUAUUCUGAAGUAUAUUUUGGAACCUCCACCCUGCAGAACGGAGCCUGGAAAUUGUACUCAGUUCUGUACAAUGCAGGAAGAUUGCCCAGAAGGACUUCAGUGCUGUUCUGCUUUCUGUGGGAUAAUCUCACUCAUCAAGCACUUGAUCCUAUGCUUGACCUCAAGGAGAAACAUCAAUCAGGUGCUAGACAGCAUCCUGCUUGGGGCCAGCCUGCAAGGCUUCAUGGCCACAUUGUGA